CCACCCACCAUCUAAAGUUCUAACCUUUGCAAAAAGCUUUCACGAAUAAUCAAAGCGACACCAAAAAAAUGGCUUCUCUCUCCGUUUCAAUGGUUCUGCCACUCAGCUCCGCCACCAAGAACAGGUCAAAGUCAAACCCUCCUCCCUCCGAAGCCUUCUUGAAGAGGAGUGCGGCGAAGAAAUGGUCAGAGGCAGAACCGAAAAAGCUCACCAUGGAAGCGUCUUUGAAGGAAAAAGCAGUGAAGGGACUGAGUGCUGCUGCAGUAACAUCGGGCAUGGUGAUUCCUGAAGUGGCUCAUGCAGCGGGAUAUGACUUCUCUCCUUCGCUGCAAAACUUUCUGCUAAGUAUUGCUGCCGGUGGGGUUGUGCUCGUUGCGAUAUUUGGUGCUGUUAUCGGAGUCGCAAACUUUGAUCCGGUGAAGAGAACUUGAGACUGUGUUGUAUGGGAACUUUACAUUUUCUUUUGCUCAUUCAUUUCUGUGUUUUAACAUUUUGUGUUCCUUCUAGUUUCUGCAACUAUUUAUAUAUAUGCUACACUAAGUUUAGUUUACUUGAAUGGAUUUGUUCACCUUGUUUUAACUAUGGGUGUUAAGUUCUUUAUCAAGUGCUAUUAUUUGCUUCAUGAAGUGAAAAUGAGACGUUUUCUUUGUCA
Molecule: messenger RNA, 652 nt
Organism: Vigna unguiculata (cowpea)
Lineage: Eukaryota; Viridiplantae; Streptophyta; Magnoliopsida; Fabales; Fabaceae
Biological process (GO): photosynthesis
Cellular component (GO): photosystem II; membrane
Source: RefSeq, a predicted model, not a curated record